Galendromus occidentalis (western predatory mite) is the source of this 1040-nucleotide messenger RNA. RefSeq names its product mexicain. Gene Ontology annotation, molecular function: cysteine-type peptidase activity. Gene Ontology annotation, biological process: proteolysis. NCBI's taxonomy places the organism in Eukaryota, Metazoa, Arthropoda, Arachnida, Mesostigmata, Phytoseiidae. The transcript is spliced from 3 exons. The record is from RefSeq and is a predicted model, not a curated record. The coding region runs from base 6 to 1004 and encodes 332 amino acids.
UCGACAUGAAGCCCUUUAUCGUCGCUUGUCUGCUCGUCGCUGCCGCUCGCGCGGAUCCCGGAGUGGUUCAGGCCAAGUGGUCUGCUUUCAAGGCUCAGCAUGACAAGACCUACGAGGCUCACGAAGAGGAUCUCCGUCUGAGCAACUUCCUCCAGGCUACCGUUGAGAUCGAGGAACACAAUGCUCGUUACCACGCCGGGGAGGUCAGCUACAUGCUCGGACACAACGCCUAUUCCGACUUGUCGGCGUCCGAGUUCAAGAGCAAGAUGCUCGGUAAGAAGCGCAUGAGCAUGGAGGGAAGGAACUUCACCGAGGUCCCCGCGGCUUCGAUGCCGUCCAUUCCUCGCAGCGUCGACUGGAGAGACAAGGGCAUCGUCACCACUCCCAAGAACCAAGAGAGCUGCGGAUCUUGCUACUCUUUCGGAGUUCUCGGCGUCGUCGAGUCCGCCAUCGCUCAGUCCACCGGCAGGAUCGUGGAUCUCGCUGAACAGCAGAUCGUCGAUUGUUCCUACAACUAUCAAGGAGAGAUGAACAGCGGUUGCAACGGCGGUCACGAAGUCGUCGUUAUGGAUUUCGUCUCCCAGCGUGGAGUUGUCCUCGAGAACAGCUACAGCUACAGAUCCGGCCAGUCCAAUCACCACUACAGCUGCCAGAAAUCCACGGGAACCUAUGGAAGGAACCUCAAGUACCGUGAGGUCAAGCCCAACGACGAGCAAAAGUUGGCUGAGGCCAUCGCGCAGUACGGAACCCUGGUCAUGUCAAUCUCUGGAGAGAACAGGGACUUCCAGAUGUACCGCGGAGGAAUCUACGACAACCCCAAUUGCUCCAAGCAGGUCGACCACGUCAUCUCGGUCGUCGGUUACGGUUCCGAGAACGGCAAAGACUUCUGGAUCGUCAAGAACUCCUGGGGAACUACCUGGGGAGAGAACGGUUUCGGAAGAGUCCGCAGAGGUGUCAACAUGUGCGGUGUUGUCUCUGACAGCUCUUGGUCUAUCAGCGUUUAGAGUUCUGAUCUUCAAUAAAUCAAAUAUUUGAGCCUA